AUCAAUCAGUUAUUCGCAAGAUGAUGCAGCGUUGCUGGCAAAUCUCACUGCCGCUGGCACGGCGCAGAUUAAUCCCCAGUUUAACAAGUAAGCGUACUGCGGCCACUGAGGCGCCCUUGGACGAGUUGGAUGCCUUUGAGCGUGAAUACCUGAAGCAGCGCAUACAGAUAACACCAUUUCAAAGAUUGCUGCUGGGUGCUGGCUCUUCUUUAGCUUCUCUUCUGGAUCCGCAUCGGCACGACAUGAUUGCGUGCCUGGGCGAGACGACUGGUGAAAAUGCGCUGUGGAACAUUCUGGACACCAUGCAGGCCAGUGAGGAGGGACGACGAAUCCUGGUCGAAAAGCCACGCAUCAAUACCAGAACCAUUGACCUUAAACGCUUGGAGGCAAUGCCGCCGGACACAUUUGGGGCAACCUAUGCCAAGUUUCUGAAAGAUAAUAAUGUCACCCCAGAUACGCGGAUGGAAGUUCAUUUUUUAGACGAUCCGAAGCUGGCCUAUGUAAUGACGCGAUAUCGCGAAUGCCACGAUUUGGUGCAUGCAGUGCUUAACAUGCCAACAAACAUGCUGUGCGAAGUGACUGUGAAAUGGGUGGAGGCUCUCAACACUGGGCUGCCCAUGUGCUAUGGGGGCGCCGUCUUUGGAGCGGUACGACUGCGACCCAAGCAGCGGCGAGAAUACUUGAGACGCUACUUGCCGUGGGCCAUCGAAAAUAGCAAACAAAUGAAGCCACUAAUGCCCAUCUACUGGGAGCGGCGUUGGGAACAAAAUGUUGAUGAGCUGCGAAAUGAAUUGGGCAUUAAAUUGUUGCAAUAAAAUAUAUUAUGAUUUUGUAAUUUAAACUCUA
Messenger RNA from Drosophila grimshawi, 846 nucleotides. RefSeq names its product ubiquinone biosynthesis protein COQ4 homolog, mitochondrial (gene Coq4). Lineage: Eukaryota; Metazoa; Arthropoda; Insecta; Diptera; Drosophilidae. The coding region runs from base 21 to 815 and encodes 264 amino acids. Gene Ontology annotation, biological process: ubiquinone biosynthetic process. Gene Ontology annotation, cellular component: mitochondrion; mitochondrial inner membrane. The transcript is spliced from 5 exons. The record is from RefSeq and is a predicted model, not a curated record.